Messenger RNA from Pseudomassariella vexata, 639 nucleotides. RefSeq lists its product as uncharacterized. The transcript has 2 exons. Lineage: Eukaryota; Fungi; Ascomycota; Sordariomycetes; Amphisphaeriales; Pseudomassariaceae. The record is from RefSeq and is a predicted model, not a curated record. Bases 1 to 639 code for a protein of 212 amino acids.
AUGAUGACGCCUCUCCGCAUGGUACCAUCACGCGUUGGCCGCUGUCUUAGAGUUUCGACUCCGACAAGCAAGCCAGUUCCUGCUUUUGCAUCGGGAAAGAUGAGGCAAAAGGAUAUUCAGGGAAUAGCUGCAAAGGACACCGAUAAUGGCAAGUCCACCAGACAACACCUGGAAGCCAAUGCUCUAUCACGAAUUGAAAUCUCGAAAACCAAGUACAUGAUCCCCAUACCCACAAGCAGUUUAGCUCGAUCGUUGAAUCUCAGCCGUGUUCUCUCUCGGAGGAUGCCGAUGACACCUUACCCAGGCCGCUCUCCCAGGACGUCCCAGUUCGUAUGGCAUGAUGACCUUUCAUCCAUGGACCAUUUGGCAAAGGCAAGUUCCGAAUUCCGAGUUAGCAGGUGUUUGCUCACGCCCUUGUUCUGCUUGAAGACUGAAGCGAAUGGUUUCCAGCCACAGGAAUGGGGUAUUCCCACCGGUGUACGCCGGUCGAGGAUGAUGGUGGGCCACGUAAUGCAAUCUAAUCCAAUGGCUGAAAGAGGAUCGAGGGCCGACCACUCGGGGCCGCCUCCGCAUCCUGGAAGUCACGGCUGGGCUCCGGGGUGGGGGCAUGCCAACCCCGGCCUGAUGCCCCAAAUAUAG